Molecule: messenger RNA, 1686 nt
Organism: Entamoeba dispar SAW760
Lineage: Eukaryota; Evosea; Mastigamoebida; Endamoebidae
Exons: 1
Coding region: 1-1686 (561 amino acids)
Biological process (GO): positive regulation of DNA-templated transcription; protein autoprocessing
Cellular component (GO): nucleus; endoplasmic reticulum membrane
Molecular function (GO): DNA-binding transcription factor activity; sequence-specific DNA binding
Source: RefSeq, a predicted model, not a curated record
AUGGAAAGCGAUGUUCAAAGAGUUGGAACUGAUAAACGAAUUAGAUUCAAAGAAUACCAAUGUACAUAUCCAGGAUGUAAUGAAGGACUAAAAACUAAAUAUAAUUGUUUAUCUCAUAUUUGGGAUAUUCAUUUAAGACAUCUUAGUAAUAUAACAGAGUCCUACAAAAAUUUACCAGAUAAAGAACAAGCUCGUUCAUUAUGUUUUCCAUAUUUAAGAUAUGUUCCUAAUGCUGAUGGUAUUAGAAAAAGAAAACCAUAUGAUCUUCCUGACACAUUGAUAAAUAAAUUAGAUUUUACUUCACAAAACACUACUGAUCUACAAUCCCCUUUAGUUCAACCAGAAUCUUCUUUUUAUGCAAAAAGUGAAAAUGGAUAUAAUAUUAAAUGUGUUGAUGCUUCUGAUCAAUCAACAAAUCAAACACUAUUCCCUUAUUUAGACUCUAAUAUUGUAGAACCUCUUUCAGUAAAUUCUCAACAACCUCUGUUAGACACUCAAUUUGGUCAAUCCUCAAAUGGAAUUAUGGUUACUCCAUUUACUUCACAACUGUUAAGUUUAGGAAAUGAUUUUAUCAGAAUUUAUUCAAUUUCACAAAAUGUUAAAAGGCUUUAUGUUGCUGGUGAAAUAUUUGCUGAAAACGGUUUCUUACAACGGUCAGACAAAAGAAGUAAGAAAGAUAUUAAAAGAAUAUCACACGCCUUAGACACUAUUUGUAAAAUUACUGGUAAGUCAUUUAAAUACGUUAAUGAAGAUAGAACUAGAUUUGGAUUUAUUGCACAAGAAUUAAAAGAGGUGAUUACUGAUGCUGUUAAAGAAGAUGAAGACGGAAGAUUUUCUAUAGACCCAUUAUCAUUAUUACCUUUUAUUGUUGAGUCGUUAAAAGAAUUACAAAUAGAAUUAAAGAAAGUAAGCCAAACAGAAAAAGUUAUUAACUUAGCUGUUGCUGUAGAUAAUACUAUGAAAGUUGUUAAUGAGGUUAAGUCAGAUAAUUUAUUUUCCUUUGGACCAAGUUCAUUUGUUGUACCAACUGCAGUGACAUUAACAUUUAUCUCUGCAAUAGUAGCAAUAAAAGGAACUUUUCCAUUUAUUUGGAUAUUUCUUGUAUUUGCUAGUAUUUGUUAUUGGUCAUCUAAUCAAUUUGCACCUAAUGGAACAUUCACUAAACAAGCAAUUACUAUGAAUUUUAUUUUACUAAAUGUAUUUCUUGUUUGUGUAUCAGCUAGUUUCUUAAUGGGAACAGCUUUACAAUUAUAUCUUGGAGUGUAUGUCUCAUUGAUGUUGUUGUUAUGGGGAUGUAGUCAAACAUUGAAUACUUCUUUUUUAAAUUUCUUUAUUGUCUCAUUCUCAUUUUGCUGUUUAGCGUGUUGGGUUGUAUUUAUGUUUCAACCCACGUUUAGUUGUAGUGUUUCUACCCCUAUGAAACAAAAUACUAAGUUUAGGGAAUAUUUGGAGUAUCGUAAUUGGAAUGAUGUUCGAUUUGAAUUAGUUUCUGAUAUCCCUUGGAACUGCUUUAAUCCUCAUUUAGAAGUUAAAGGAAAGAAAGUAAAAUUUGUUCAAGGGAACAAAACAACUAAUGUAGUUGUUGAUCCAGAUACUCUCUCAACAGAUAAAAUUGAAGUUCGAAUGGUAUGCUCCACUAUUCCUUAUAAAUGUAAUAGUUAUACUAUUUAUCAAAGUAUUGAUUAA